GGGAACGCGCGCCUAGCUAGCUCUGCGAAAUACUGUUCCGCCCGCCUAGCAAUACCAAGCUCUGCGAGAAAAAGCGGGGCAAGUUCGCUAGCUCUGUCUGUCGAUCCUCUCCUAGCUAAUAAACAAACUCACGGGGACGCGGAAGCCGCCUCCGUCUCCUAGUCCUAACCCACCACCAACGCAAUAAUCUACAGCAGCGGAGGAAAGCACUACAGCUCUUGGUCGAGCAGUAGCAACAAUGGCGCCGCCGAUGAAGGUGUACGGGUGGGCCGUGUCGCCGUGGAUGGCGCGCGCGCUGGUGUGUCUGGAGGAGGCCGGCGCCGACUACGAGAUCGUCCCCAUGAGCAGGUGUGGCGGCGACCACCGCCGGCCGGAGCACCUCGCCAAAAACCCGUUCGGUGAAAUCCCAGUUUUAGAGGACGGUGACCUCACGCUCUACCAAUCACGCGCCAUCGCACGGUACGUCCUCCGCAAGCUCAAGCCAGAGCUCCUCCGCGAAGGCGACCUCGAGGGGUCGGCGAUGGUGGACGCGUGGAUGGAGGUGGAAGCCCACCACAUGGAGCCGGCCCUGUGGCCCAUCAUCCGCCACAGCAUCAUCGGCCAGUACGUCGGCCGCGACCGCGACCACCAGGCCGUCAUCGACGAGAACCUCGACAGGCUGAGGAAGGUGCUGCCGGCGUACGAGGCGAGGCUGUCCGUCUGCAAGUACCUGGCCGGGGACGUAAUCAGCGCCGCCGACCUCUGCCACUUCGGCUUCAUGCGCUACUUCAUGGCCACGGAGUACGCCGGCUUGGUGCACGCGUACCCGCACGUCAAGGCCUGGUGGGACGCCCUGCUGGCGAGGCCCUCGGUGCAGAAGGUCAUGGCAGGCAUGCCGCCGGAUUUUGGGUACGCCAGCGGGAACAUACCAUAGGCUAGAGAGGUGGGCGUCCGUCACUCCAGAUCUGAGGUCUCUGAACCUCAACGUUUCCGAUAAACAUGCAUGCUUUAUCUACUGUUUAAAAACCAAACUUGAUUGGUGCAGGGGUAUUUUGGUUUUCUCUUAUAAUUUAUUUAUUGUGUUUUGAAUACUUUUAGUCACUAAAACCAACAAGAUAGACAAUAAAAUUUAGUCUACUAACUAAACUUUAGUCACUAGGCUAAAGAAACCAAACAUGUUUUAAAUUAGGGUCAUUGCUGAUGUGGUUUCUCGUUUUUUACCAUAUAAUGUACUACAUCCGUUCUCGAA
Messenger RNA from Zea mays, 1228 nucleotides. RefSeq names its product glutathione transferase 8. The record is from RefSeq and is a predicted model, not a curated record. Gene Ontology annotation, molecular function: glutathione transferase activity; glutathione binding. Gene Ontology annotation, cellular component: cytoplasm. Gene Ontology annotation, biological process: glutathione metabolic process. Lineage: Eukaryota; Viridiplantae; Streptophyta; Magnoliopsida; Poales; Poaceae. The transcript is spliced from 4 exons. Bases 239 to 913 code for a protein of 224 amino acids.